CUUAGUUCCUCCAAUUGCCUUCUCGGUGUCUCUAUAGCUGGCAACGCUCCUACCUUCUCAGGUUAGUCCGUUGUUGGUUGAACGCUGGAUCAGUGUCUACGCUUGGCUGUUCCGAAGUUUUUCAUUUCGACCAAAAAAAUGAGGGAAAUAGUUCAUCUGCAGGCCGGCCAGUGCGGCAACCAGAUCGGCGCGAAGUUCUGGGAGGUUAUAAGUGACGAACAUGGCAUCGAUCCCACCGGGACUUACCACGGAGACAGCGACCUACAGCUGGAGCGAAUCAACGUGUACUACAACGAGGCUACAGGUGGGAAGUAUGUCCCUCGUGCGGUCCUGGUGGACUUGGAGCCGGGCACAAUGGACUCUGUGAGGUCCGGCCCCUUCGGUCAGGUGUUCAGACCUGACAACUUUGUCUUUGGUCAGAGCGGGGCAGGGAACAACUGGGCUAAAGGCCACUACACUGAGGGGGCGGAGCUGGUGGACUCAGUCCUGGAUGUGGUGAGGAAGGAGGCAGAGAGCUGCGACUGCCUCCAGGGCUUCCAACUCACGCACUCCCUGGGCGGAGGUACGGGCUCCGGCAUGGGCACGCUGCUCAUCAGCAAGAUCCGCGAGGAAUACCCGGAUCGCAUCAUGAACACUUUCAGCGUGGUUCCCUCCCCCAAGGUGUCCGACACGGUGGUGGAACCAUACAACGCCACCCUCUCCGUCCACCAGCUGGUGGAGAACACGGACGAGACUUACUGCAUCGAUAACGAGGCCCUGUACGACAUCUGCUUCCGCACGCUGAAGCUCACAACGCCCACCUACGGCGACCUUAACCAUCUCGUCUCGGCCACGAUGAGCGGCGUUACCACCUGCCUCCGCUUUCCAGGCCAGCUCAACGCAGACCUGAGAAAACUGGCCGUGAACAUGGUGCCGUUUCCCAGGCUGCACUUCUUCAUGCCGGGCUUCGCACCCCUGACCAGCCGUGGCAGCCAGCAGUACAGGGCGUUGACCGUUCCCGAGCUAACCCAGCAGAUGUUCGACGCCAAGAACAUGAUGGCAGCAUGCGACCCACGCCACGGGCGCUAUCUCACAGUUGCUGCCAUCUUCCGAGGCCGCAUGUCCAUGAAGGAGGUGGACGAGCAGAUGCUGAACGUGCAGAACAAGAACAGCAGCUACUUCGUGGAGUGGAUCCCCAACAACGUCAAGACGGCCGUCUGCGACAUCCCGCCGCGCGGCCUCAAGAUGGCUGCCACAUUCAUUGGCAACAGCACGGCCAUCCAGGAGCUGUUCAAGCGCAUCUCUGAGCAGUUCACCGCCAUGUUCCGCCGCAAGGCCUUCCUUCACUGGUACACGGGCGAGGGCAUGGACGAGAUGGAGUUCACGGAGGCCGAGAGCAACAUGAACGACCUGGUGUCCGAGUACCAGCAGUACCAGGAGGCCACGGCCGAGGAGGAGGGAGAGUUCGAGGAGGAGGGUGAAGAGGACAUGGCCUAAAAAUCAGCACGGCUCUUCUUUUUCUCCCUUUUCUUCUUUCUAUGCAACAGUUUCAGGUCAAUGCGGUUCAGACGUCAAGAAGUUAAACAACUUUUUUCUUUUCUUUUCUUUUUUUUAAGAACAAAAGUUGUUAUAUAUCACCAAGUUAUUUAGAGCGUACAGGUGGUCUCCAUGCUUUUAUGUGUUACAUGUUUGCUUUUGUUCCCCAUCUUUAAAUGUGAAUGUUUUCAGCCUGUUCUUUCUUUUCUGGUUAGUAUCACCUCAUCAUUGCGCUGUUUCUAAAUGGAUGGUGUUAUUAAAGGGAGCCUGACGCUUAUUACAGGAGGUGUGAUCAAAAAAACUCCAUUUAAAAAAAGAUGUAGCAGUAAAUAGAACAUUAAAUGUCCUGUUUGUGUAGAUCACUUGCCCUUUGCACUGUUUGAUAUCACCACAGAUUUUGAACAUGACCCAGCUCCAGCUUUAACAUGUACUAAUGAGAGAAUGUAACACUGACUAAUUCAUGGCACUUUCUUGCGAUUUUUAACACUUAACGUUUAAUGUAGAAUAUAAUUAUUUUAUUUUAUUUUUAAGUGAAAUUAAAUAUUUAAGAUUUAUUCUAAAUGAAAGAAAACACUGAGAGCGUCAGGAACUCAUCACUCCCACCUAACUUUGUGUGCUUGUUCUGAUUUUGUAGAAGAAUUUAAAUAAAGUUUGUCUUUUUUUUUUUUUUUUUGUAGAGGGGUUCAGUACAGCCAUGAUAUUUUUACAUUAUCAUGAGCCAUCUUUCUGCUCAUAUCCCUUCUAUCCUAGCGUGUGACAUCCAAAACUUCCUCAAUCUGAAAUUGCGAAUUCCCUUUUGGGGUUAAUAAAGUUUGGUGCUACAUAUGGUG
This is a messenger RNA of Maylandia zebra (zebra mbuna), 2345 nucleotides long. Its product is annotated as tubulin beta-4B chain. Gene Ontology annotation, biological process: microtubule-based process. Lineage: Eukaryota; Metazoa; Chordata; Actinopteri; Cichliformes; Cichlidae. Gene Ontology annotation, cellular component: microtubule. Gene Ontology annotation, molecular function: GTP binding; structural constituent of cytoskeleton; GTPase activity. The record is from RefSeq and is a predicted model, not a curated record.